UCUCUCUCUCUCUCUCUGUCGUUCUGUCGUUCCCAAGCUGCAAUUUUUAAGCUUCUUGAGAGCUCUCUCUCUCCUUUGCCUUUUUUCCCUCUGCUUCUUCUUCUCCUUCUUCUUCUCAUCAUUCUCUCGCCCCUUCUCUGUUCCCUCCAUUUCCCUCCAUUUCCCUCCAUCAUUCCCUCUUUCCCCCCGACCCAUUUCCACGCCUCCACUGAACACUCCCUCGCCGACAUCACGCGGGGGUUCUCGAAGCCCCCUGUUCCUGCUCUUUCAGCUCCCUCUCCACUGCCCUGCUUCUGACACAAAGUUCGUGACUUUCGGCGUAGUUUUGGUCUGGUCUAGCUUCCGUCGUUCCACAAAAUACAUACUUUUGGAGCAGCGCCAAUAUUUUCGGAGGCACCCUUCACGAGUCUCUCUCCCCCGGAGAUCUUCGCUGCGCUUGAAUUUGGUCGACAUUGAGUCGGGCGCCGGUAAAAGGCGCUGUUUUUUGCCGGACCCGGAUCGAGUUUCUUGUUUCAGUCGGCCUCUUUUGAGUAGAGAAUUGUGGAGGGGUUGGUUGUUUUGGGGCUGCUUCAGAUCUUGGGAGCAUUUCUGUGAAAUAUCCUGAGCAGCGAUGGUUGCAGAGCCUUGGAUACUCAAGAUGGGCAAUCAGGUGAGUUCGAAUCUCAAGCACGCUCUUCUCUUAGAAAGUUCCAAGAAAAGGAGCAACCUUAAGAGGCCCGAGGUUAAGCAGGUUAUUGGGAUUCUCUCUUUUGAAGUAGCUAAUGUAAUGUCCAAAACUGUUCACCUGCACAAGUCCUUGUGUGAUGGGGAAAUAUUGAAGCUCCAAAGUGAGAUCUUGAAGUCCAAGGGGGUGAGGAAGUUGAUUUCGUCGGAUGAGUCUCGGAUUCUAGAGCUCGUCCUGGCCGAGAAGCUCGAUGACCUGAGCCGGGUGGCUAGUGUUGUUUCUCGGCUCGGUAAGAAGUGCAGUGAGCCCGCAUUGCAGGGUUUUGAGCAUGUCUAUGGGGAUAUAAUGAAUGGAGUGAUUGAGGUCAAGGAUUUGGGGUUCUUGGUGAAGGACAUGGAUGGGAUGGUGAGGAAGAUGGAGAGGUACGUGGGCACGACAACAAAUUUGUUCAAUGAAAUGGAGGUCUUGAACGAGUUGGAGCAGGCGACGAAGAAGUUCCAGAAUAACCAGCAUGAGGAGAGCCGACGUGCUUUCGAGCAGAAGCUGAUUUGGCAGAAGCAAGACGUGAGGCAUCUUAAGGAUGUUUCUCUUUGGAACCAGACGUAUGAUAAGGUUGUAGAGCUUUUGGCAAGGACAGUGUGCACGGUAUAUGCGAGGCUUUGCGCUGUGUUUGGCGAGUCCGCUUUGAGGGGGGAUGUUUCAGGGUUUGCUAGAGGAAAUUCUCCUCCAGUGAUGAAUAACCGUUCUUAUGGUUCUGGUCAGAUUGGUGAUGUGCACCAGAAUGUCCAUGCGGUUUCUGGGCAACUGAAACGAAUUCACAGCAAAAGUAGCAAUAGCUUUUAUUCAGGGCCAAUUGAGAAACGCAUGAUUGAGAGAGGACGAAUUGGUUUGAAGCCUCAGUUUGAUACACGGAGAGGUGAAGUGGAGUUAUUCCGCGCUGAAGACUUUAAUUUUCCAUGUGUGACUAGCCCUGGGAGAAUUUUCAUGGAUUGUCUUAGCCUGAGCAGCUCGGUUUCGAGAAUAGAUGAUGAUGAUAUGUUGGAUCAUGACGACCGAAGCGGCCAGAUUUCUGGUUGCGGCAGUAUUUUCAAUGGAAGCAUAAAGAAAGAACAAUCGACGUAUUCUGACUGUGCUAGUCAAUCCCAUUUCUCGGUGUCUUCCAUCAGCAGUCAAAGGCGAUCCAAAUCGGCUGUCAUAGGUGAUCCUCAGUUCGGUCCCAAGAGUAGAUUAGCAGUCUUUGCCUCUCCAUCCACUGUGGGAGGUUCUGCUUUAGCCUUGCAUUAUGCAAAUCUCAUAAUUGUUAUAGAGAAGCUGCUGCGAUAUCCUCACUUGGUUGGCGAAGAAGCUAGAGAUGAUUUAUAUCAGAUGUUACCAACAAGCUUAAGGAUGUCCGUGAAGACUAAUCUGAAAUCAUAUGUGAAGAACUUGGCUAUAUAUGAUGCUCCGCUUGCCCACAAUUGGAAAGAGAGACUUGAUGAGAUACUAAGGUGGCUUGCCCCACUGGCGCAUAACAUGAUCAGGUGGCAAAGUGAGCGUAACUUUGAGCAGCAUCAAAUUGUUACCCGAACAAAUGUUCUUUUGCUCCAGACACUCUAUUUUGCAGACAGGGAAAAGGCUGAGGCAGUAAUAUGCGAGCUACUUGUUGGGUUGAAUUAUAUAUGUCGAUAUGAGCAUCAACAGAAUGCAUUGCUGGACUGUGCCAGUAGUUUUGAUUUCGAAGACUGUUUGGAAUGGCAGAUGCAUUCUUACCUCAGUUGAGUACAUUGCUAAUGACUAGAUAUUUGCACGAAGAAAAAUGAUACACGUAGAGGUGGGUACACAAUCUCUUUACACUGAAGAUUUCUUUUGUUGAAGAUUGUAGCUUUUUGUACUUUAUCGAAAGGUAUGGAAAGUUUUGACUGCUCAAUUCACAAAUUCAAUUCCUAAUCUCUGUGCUGGAGAUGUAUAUAUUGGUCUAUGUAUAGCAGUGGCACAAACAAUUUGUCAUUAGUUAUGUACUCGUUAAUGAAAAUUUCCCUUCAGUUUCCUGUCA
This is a messenger RNA of Syzygium oleosum, 2696 nucleotides long. RefSeq lists its product as uncharacterized. The record is from RefSeq and is a predicted model, not a curated record. Gene Ontology annotation, biological process: positive regulation of growth. Bases 611 to 2422 code for a protein of 603 amino acids. Lineage: Eukaryota; Viridiplantae; Streptophyta; Magnoliopsida; Myrtales; Myrtaceae. The transcript has a single exon.